GCUUUCAGUUGGCUUAAAGUUUGUAAUGCCAUCAGGAUGCUGAAUUAAACAAUAAUCUAAACUUGAUCUAAUUGUGCAAGUUAUUGUUAGUGUUUCAGAAACAGAUGUUUCAAUUCUCUUGUGGUCAGUGUGCGGGAUAUUUUCAACGGCUGUUGGAGAUAAAUGGUGUCAGUAAUAUCAUCAAGAUGUCGAUGCCUUGUCUAGAUACUUAUAACAACAACGUUGAUCCUUCUAUAACAAAUGGAGGAAAACCAUUUUCUUCAACAGAUUUUACAAGAAAAAGAAAAUCUGAUAUGGUCGCGAGGGCUAUUGGAAAAUUCAGGAGGCGUAGCACUCAAGAUCUCGGAAUAGCGCACGUUCGGCGAGGCGCCAACAUCGGCGAUUGCCGAACAGCACACGUUGACACCUCCAAAUCCACUAACAACACAAUGUCUAUGGCAGUACAGAUCGGCUCGCCGACCGGCCGCCCGCCGCGGGACAACCUGAAACUAUCUCUAAACAGAUCGCUCAGCGAACCUGGACCGCCCGCGUUGCAAAAGCGAACGCGGUUCAUUCAGACGACCAGCUUGCCCGCGUCUCCCUGCGCCGACAGCGCCACGCUGCAACGGGCCCUGGUCAUGAAGCGGGUUGCGGUUCUUCAGCCGUCCGAGCUGGUCGACAGGCUGGUGACGGAAAAGGAUCAGUUACCGCCUUUGCUGGUCGAUUGCAGGUCCUUCAUCGCGUACAACGUUAGUCAUAUCAGAGGGGCGGUGAAUGUGAAUUGUUCGGAUAGGUUUAAUAGAAAAAGACUACAGCAGGGCAAAGCUGCUUUGGCAGAUUUAGCGACAACCGUGGAAGGAAAAGAAAUGCUAAGAUCGCGCGUCGCUAGAGAUAUUGUGGUGUAUGAUGAAGCGACCGGAGAAGAAUGGGACAGGUUGCCCGUGGCUCAUCCGUUAGUGCUUGUGUUGACCAGUUUAGUAGAGGAAGGGAGAAGACCUGCGCUGCUCAUUGGAGGACACAAAGAAUUCCAUCGUAAACACAGGGAAUUCUGUGAAGAUACAUUGUUACCAAAUGGAUCAAACAGUGGCGGGUCCAGUCCAGCUGCCAGAGGUGUGCUGGGCUCACCUUUGCCUGGAAGCCCUCUGUCGGACCCCAUUCUUGAACCCGCAGAUAUUGACAAUCAUCCUGCAUCAAGACUAUUCCCAUUCCUCUAUCUAGGCAACGGUAGAGACGCUGAACAUCCGACUUUGCUCGGAGCAAACAGAGUUCUAUCAGUUUGCACAGCAGAACCAACGAUAUGCACAUCAGCCAGUAGUGAUGACAACUCUCUACCAUCAUGUUCUUCAUCAGAUGAUCUAUCAAAUAGCCCUUCCUGUGCUUCAUUAGCAUCUUCUAGUUCUAGUACAUCUUUGCCCUCAAGUCCUUGUUCGACGACAUCAUCGGCGUCGACGAGUUCUUGUUCGAGUACAUCUUCAUCAGUGACGCAUAAGUUACUACCUGCUUCGGAUUCGGCGCAGCAGAAUUUGAAGCAGUAUUUCGAAGAAGCAUUCGACUUCAUAGAGGAAGCACGCAAAACAGGCAGCCGGGUGUUGCUCCAUUGCCACGCAGGAGUCUCUAGAUCUGCAACAAUAGCAAUCGCCUAUGUUAUGCGUUACAAGUCUCUGAGCAUGAUCGAGGCAUAUAAACUAGUCAAAAACUGCAGACCCAUUAUUUCGCCUAAUUUAAAUUUCAUGGGACAACUUCUAGAAUUGGAACAAAGUCUCAGGGCAUCUGGAAGUUUGCAAAGCACAGCAGAACCAGAAACGACAAAAUCCUACCACCAAUGCAGGUGGAACCAGACUGAUAAUGUUAGCAGUCCUGGCUGCAGCGUUUAGAAAGGAUUUAGUCAGUAUGUAUAAGAGAAUUUCAAUCAUCAACAAUAAUUAAUGAUAGCUAUGAUUAGUUUGAUGAUUGGAGUUUGAUAUCUAAAACUAUAUUGGUUGUUGUGGAUCUGUUUUAUUUACCUUACAAAAUAUUCACAUAUUUUUUUGUGAAUUAAAUGGUUUUAGAACUUAAGAAUAAUAUUAAGUAGUGAAAAUGAUCAUUGGUGCAUGUCUGUAGGCACCAUGAAAAUUGUAUAUAUUUAGAACUAGGAAUUAGAUUCAUAUAUUGUUUAUAUAAAAAUAUUAUUUAUUUUAUUUUGUAAUUUAUUAAUAAUGUUUCGCCCCAAGUGAUGUAACGAAGCAAAAAAUUCACACGCUGCAUCAUUCAUAUGAGUAUUCUAUCAAUAUUGAUGAAAGCACAUGACAACUAAUAUUAAAUUAUAUAUCGCACAUGAAUUUUAGGAACCAUUUUUAAAUGCUAUGAAAUAUAAAAUACUUAUCUAUUGAAUUGUCACACAAUAUGCGUAUCUUGUAAAAUCUAGUCCAACUUGGGUGAAACGGCUGUGUUUAUAUAUUAUAUUAACGGUUUAUUGUGGCUAUUUUAGAAAUAAUUAAAUAUGAUAGUAUGUCACACUACUUCUUAAAGAAACAUUUGUUAAAGUAUUGCUUGUUAAAAGUUUAUAAAACU
Ctenocephalides felis (cat flea) is the source of this 2529-nucleotide messenger RNA. RefSeq names its product dual specificity protein phosphatase 10-like. The transcript is spliced from 6 exons. Gene Ontology annotation, molecular function: protein tyrosine/threonine phosphatase activity; MAP kinase tyrosine/serine/threonine phosphatase activity. Bases 105 to 1853 code for a protein of 582 amino acids. The record is from RefSeq and is a predicted model, not a curated record. Lineage: Eukaryota; Metazoa; Arthropoda; Insecta; Siphonaptera; Pulicidae. Gene Ontology annotation, biological process: negative regulation of MAPK cascade; protein dephosphorylation. Gene Ontology annotation, cellular component: cytosol; cytoplasm.